GUAAAUUUGAAACUUAUGUAUAAAAAAUUAAUGUUUUCUGCAGUACGGCAGGGGAAUUUUUACUCAUUUUGGCUCUUGGCUUUUCCUUGUACAUAAUUUCUGAACAAACCCAAAAAACUCUGUAUAAAAACUUCCUUUUUAAAUUCCAAUUGUUUGAUCCAACAGUUUAUCUUGAACCCUUUUAAGCAGGCAGAACUACAAAGAGGGAUUUGAGAUUUAGUGUUAGAAGAAAAAAGGGUUUUACAGAAGCAAAAAAGAACAUGUCUUUAGGCUAUGCAGAGAAGCUUUCUUACAUUGAAGAUGUGGGUAAUGUUGGAAUGGCUGAAUAUUUUGAAUCAUCACAUAAAUUGCAAGAAAAGGUGGAACAACUUGCAAAUAUUAUUCAAAAGAGUAAGCAUAUGGUGGUAUUUACAGGUGCUGGUAUAUCUACUUCUUGUGGUAUCCCUGAUUUUCGAGGCCCCAAAGGCAUCUGGACACUGCAGCGUGAAGGCAAGGCCUUGCCGAAAGCAGCUUUACCUUUCAAUCGAGCAAUGCCUAGUACUACCCAUAUGGCUUUGGUUGAGCUAGAGAAAGCUAAUAUCCUCAAGUUUGUUAUUAGUCAGAAUGUUGAUGGUCUCCAUCUUCGGUCUGGGCUCCCGCGGGAAAAACUUGCAGAGUUACAUGGGGACUCUUUCAUGGAAAUUUGCCCAUCUUGUGGAGUUGAAUAUGUACGAGAUUUUGAGGUAGAAACGAUUGGGCUGAAGGAAACAUCCCGACGUUGUUCCGAUGCAGCUUGUGGGGCAAGAUUAAGAGACACUGUUCUGGAUUGGGAGGAUGCAUUACCACGAAAGGAAAUGGAUGCAGCUGAAAAGCAUUGCAAAAUGGCUGAUCUUGUGUUGUGUUUAGGGACAAGUUUGCAGAUUACUCCUGCUUGCAACCUGCCUCUUAGAUGUCUUCGUGGAGGGGGAAAAAUUGUAAUUGUGAAUCUUCAGAAAACUCCUAAGGAUAAGAAAGCAAGUCUUGUGAUUCAUGGGCUUGUUGAUAAGGUUAUUGCUGGUGUUAUGGACAGUCUUAAUCUACAAAUUCCUCCAUUUGUUAGGAUUGACCUUUUUCAGGUUGCUCUCACUCAAGCUUUGAGUUCAGAUAAGAGAUACGUGAACUGGAACCUCAAGGUUGAAAGCGUACAUGGACACAGAGCUCCGUUGCCAUUUAUUAAAAGUAUUGAGGUAUCUUUUACAGAUAGGCAAGAUCUGAAAGGUGCUGUGUUGGACAAGCAGCCAUAUGGGCUGAAAAGGAGAUCAGUGCGGAUUGUGGAGCCAUUUGAAAUGGUAUUGAAGAUUAACUUCAUUGAUGCCUGUAGAUGUCGCUAUGCACAGAUAAAAAUCCCGGUUAAUUUCAAAAUUUCAAGGCAAUGUCCCCAAUAUGACAAAGAAGCGAUAUUUCACAGUUUAAGAGAAGCAGGAUUACAAGAUUCUCAUUGUGGUCGGUAUGAAGUUAUAGAAAGAAGGGCAAAUUUAUCCCCAAAAUACGACAUUACCGUCUAUGCUAUCGUCACCAACAUAACGACUUACAAUAAAUCAUUACCGGAUCAAAAAGUCGCAGUCUCGCAUAAUGGAGAUGUGAAAGUAAAGAUCAAAACUAUAACGAGUAAUAACAGCUCGGAAACAGACGAUAAGCCGCUCAGAUUUCUUAAAAGGAAAAAGAGGUUUAAACGCAGCCCGGAAACUGCUAACAAGCAUCUGAGACUUCAUCAACCAACAAGUAGGGUGUAAAUUAACAAUGCUGUUGAAAUUCUGUACAUAAAAACCUGUUUUCAACUUUUUUCAAUCGGUUCGUAGAAAAGCGCAGAUCGGUUUUUUGAUGACGAUGAUGAUGAUGUUGAUGAUGAUCGGAAUGGCGAUAUGUUAUUAUGGUGGAUACUCUACAGUAGUGUUAAUACACAUGGGACUGAUUGAAUUUUGUUAGAUGUAACUCUCAGUCUCACAUGAUUCAGAGAAUGAAAGGGCCUCUGAUUCUGUUGUAAAUGCAUUCUUUCAACAGCUAAAAUAUUACUCCCAUCAUCUUUCGUGCGAU
This is a messenger RNA of Amaranthus tricolor (Joseph's coat), 2052 nucleotides long. Its product is annotated as NAD-dependent protein deacetylase SRT1. Gene Ontology annotation, molecular function: NAD+ binding. Lineage: Eukaryota; Viridiplantae; Streptophyta; Magnoliopsida; Caryophyllales; Amaranthaceae. The coding region runs from base 261 to 1751 and encodes 496 amino acids. The record is from RefSeq and is a predicted model, not a curated record. The transcript is spliced from 14 exons.